Molecule: messenger RNA, 795 nt
Organism: Papaver somniferum (opium poppy)
Lineage: Eukaryota; Viridiplantae; Streptophyta; Magnoliopsida; Ranunculales; Papaveraceae
Product: pentatricopeptide repeat-containing protein At5g41170, mitochondrial-like
Exons: 3
Coding region: 1-795 (264 amino acids)
Molecular function (GO): protein binding
Source: RefSeq, a predicted model, not a curated record
AUGAUGAUGAAGAGGAGGCAGAGGAUUAUGAUGACAACACCUCCUGAAUUUCCUGACAAUGAUAAUGUUAUUACUGCUUCUAUUCCCAGUCCCCGACCUAGUCCUGAAUUAUUAGUUAUCCCAUCAGCUUACAUUAUGCGCCGAGCUGAAGCCAUACUCAAGGUUCUCUCUGACAAUACUGCUGCUUCAGAGACUGAGAUUCGUCAAGUACUUGGUGACAACCCUACCACCAGCAAAGCUCUAAGAAUUGAGUGCUGCUUUCCAGUUAAAAAUAACAUGUUGAAAUGGAACUGCACACCCGAUGUUGUGUCAUAUAAUGCCAUUAUAGAUAUUAUUUGUAAAGGAGGUUUACUUGAUCAGGCUUUGUAUCUGUUCUCUGGAAUGCUUCGAGAUUUGAAUGUUGUACCCGAUGUAGUUGCUUACAAUAUUUUGAUUAAGGAGUUUGGAAAUUUAGGACGGAUAAAGGAGGCAAAUAAACUCUUUGAUGAGAUGCAUGAUGAAAUGAUGGAUCUAGGGAUUUCACCCAAUACAGUAACUUUUAAACUCUUAAUAGAUUCACAUUAUAAAGAUGGGAUGGCGGAGGAUGCUUGGGGAUUAUUUGAAUUGAUAGACAAGAUAAAAAUCUCACCUGAUCAGUUUAUUUAUGAUUCAAUGAUGAAUGGUGUGUGUUCGGAAGGUUAUCUGGAAGAAGCAGUUAAACUGUUUAUGUCGAUGGUGGAUAGGGGUCUUGGGCCAUAUGAGUUUAGCUAUAAUAUAUUAAUUGAUGGGUAUUGCAAGAUCCAUAAGUCCGGAUAA